AUGGCAGCUAAUUCUAUCAAGUGUCUUCAGGAUCAGAAGGUAUUACUCCUGCAGCUCAGGAAUAAUCUUACUUAUGAUCCUCAGUUAUCCCCCAAUCUGGCAAAGUGGAACGACGCGAUUGACUGUUGUGAAUGGCAGGGUGUCAUUUGCAAUAGUGCAGGCCAAGUUAUUGGUCUUGACCUUACCCAUGAGUGGUUCUCGGGCAACAUCAAUGCAUUAGCAAAUCUUAAGUUUCUCUCUGUUAUCCGUCUUGACGACAACAAUUUAUCUGCUUCAAUUCCAGAGUUUUUCGCUGACUUCUCCAAUCUGUCUGCCUUGAGUCUAAGAUCCUGCAACUUGAUAGGACAAGUACCCAAGAAGAUAUUCCAGGUACCAACUUUGCAGACUAUAGAUUUAUCAGACAAUUUUAAGCUCGGGGGUACUUUACCUGACUUUCCUUCAAAUGGAUCUCUAAGGAGUCUGUUUCUUAGCUAUACAGAUUUCUCGGGAAAUUUACCCAAGUCCAUUGGGAACCUUAGGAUGUUAUCCGAUGUUUCGUUUUAUUCUUGCAAUUUUACAGGUCCAAUACCAUCUUCUAUUGAAAAUCUUACCCAUCUUGUUUCUGUGGAUUUCUCACUCAAUAGUUUCACUGGUUCAAUUCCAUCUUUUAGGCUAUCCAAAAAUCUCACUUAUGCAAACUUUAAAAGAAAUCUUUUUCACAGAUGA
Lycium barbarum (goji berry) is the source of this 705-nucleotide messenger RNA. RefSeq names its product receptor-like protein 35. The coding region runs from base 1 to 705 and encodes 234 amino acids. The record is from RefSeq and is a predicted model, not a curated record. Lineage: Eukaryota; Viridiplantae; Streptophyta; Magnoliopsida; Solanales; Solanaceae. Gene Ontology annotation, molecular function: protein binding. The transcript has a single exon.